Messenger RNA from Monopterus albus (swamp eel), 3445 nucleotides. Its product is annotated as suppressor of cytokine signaling 1-like. The record is from RefSeq and is a predicted model, not a curated record. Gene Ontology annotation, molecular function: 1-phosphatidylinositol-3-kinase regulator activity. Gene Ontology annotation, biological process: phosphatidylinositol phosphate biosynthetic process. Gene Ontology annotation, cellular component: phosphatidylinositol 3-kinase complex. The transcript is spliced from 6 exons. Lineage: Eukaryota; Metazoa; Chordata; Actinopteri; Synbranchiformes; Synbranchidae. The coding region runs from base 948 to 1664 and encodes 238 amino acids.
UUGGUCAGGAUGUACUGUCAGUCAGAGAAUCCGGAACACAAGUACAGUGUAAAAUAUUGCGUUCGCCGUUCCUGCGUUUAACCAACAGUAAAUAUCACUCUGUACCUUCAAAAUGUUCACUUUACUGAAUCCUGACACUGUGGAGCGAAUGUGUCGAACAAGAAAAACACUAUAAGGUAACAUUUUCAUACAAACUUGCUCCUGUAAUACCCACGUCCUCAGUUAAAACGCGGUCAGCUGGUAACCGGUGAAGAAGCAGCUGUUUGGCCUCAGUCUCUGUGGAACUGACUGGUUGGAGGAAAUACUUUAAUAGCCGCACUCAGCCGGGUUGCAGAAAUUAACAUAAUACACAAAUAUCCAUGAAUGUUUAUAAAGUCAGACAUGUCCCUCUGCUUUCUUGGUGUGUUUUGGCUCCCUGUGGAAUUUUGGAUGUGACAGGAGCUGUGUACUGGAUCCACCGACAAAACAACAAAGGAAUGUCGAGCUCCAUGUCUUACAUUGACGUUUAUAAUUAAUACUAUGAAGUAACAGGACGAAAUCAUAUGACAUUACCUUGGAGGCACUACGAUACAAUGUAAAACCGCUUCGCCUCAGGCUCAGUGUCAAAGAGAAAGUUGGACGCGCUUCUUCUCAGUGGAGCCGCGACCUUGUACUGGAAACAAGUCGGCUGCGUUUCGCAAUUGUUUGAAACCUCUAAGGAUCUGGCAGGUGUUGCGGUGACAUCCCCUUAAGAACGAAUAAGCAGAUUCCACAUCUUCUCUCCUCUGGCGCUUUGUGGUAAUGUUGUUUGAUCUUAAUUAAAAUCUCAUGAUGUUGACGCAACAUGGAAUCUGAAAGAGGACCGAAUCGCAGAUGACCCAGCAGAAAGCAGCCAGUGAUGGAGGAUCUGCAGGCGAAAGCUGGAGAAACUGGUGCAACAGGCAGCCAAGAAGAUUUUCUUUUGUAGGAUGGUCAGAGACAAUCUUGCUAGAACAGCAGCACAGAGCGAAAAACAGAACCACGCAGCUGAAACACAGAGCCCGAGUCAACCUGGUGAAGAACCUGCUGCACCAGAACAGAGCCCUGAAAGCCAAGAGCCGACACAGAGGCAGCUAGACAUACUGCACUGGCGCAAACUCAGUUUAGAGGGAGAAGCUGAAACCUGGUGCCAGCCACUGACUGAAGAUAAUGUUGACAGCUGGCCCACUCACCUCCAUCCUUUCAGUAGCGAGGCUGAGUAUAAACUUGUGAAAAGCACUUACCAGCAGCUCCAGCACAGUGGUUACUACUGGGGACCAAUGACCAUGGAGCAGGCACAUGAAAUACUCACACACGCACCCCUGGGCACCUUCCUCAUCAGAGACAGCGGCCAGCCGGAUGUUUUCUUCACUCUGAGCUACCAAAGCGAGGACGGCCCGACUAGUGUUCGUAUUCAGCUGAACAACUUGCUCUUCAGUCUGCACGGCAGCCAAAGGACUUUUGAUUCACUUUUUGCUCUGCUCACUUAUUACACCGGCUCAGCCUGUAAGCUGAGAGUGCCCUAUCGCAAGCAGCAUCCAGAGCGCCUGAAGCAGAUGUGCAGGAGGGUUCUUAUAUGUACAUAUGGAGCAGAAACUAUAAGCACAUUACCUAGACUGAGCCCUCAAAUUAAAGACUAUGUCCUUGCAUACCCUCACUGCAUAUAAACACAUGGACAAAGUGCCUGUUGCUGUGUCAUGUUUUUGUGUUAUAAGUAAAGCAAGUAAACAGUCAAGUUAACUAUAUUUGUUUUAUUUAAACAACCCACAUUUUUGUUUUGAUAAAUAAAACCCGCAGAGAGUAUUCUAUCUGCCGGUUGUUCAAGGACUAUUUGCACAUAUUAAUAAUGGUAUGAUUUAUGGAUUACAGAUUGCACUCCUUUUUUUUUUUAUUUACAGGACAUAGUUUCAGAAGCUGUGCUGCUGCCUCCAUGAUACUGAACAAUUAAUAAUGUACCAAAAUAAAAUGACCAAUCUGCUGCUGCUGUUUAAAGCUGCAUUCAUUGGUGUUUGGCCACUAAGAAAAAGAUCAGACAGUGACUAUCUUAUAAAGUUGUGGCUAAAAUAUCAGUAAACAAUAAUUCGGACUGAUGUUUCUGGCUCCAUGUUGAAUGAAAAUCUAACAUUCUUUUACCCUGUUUUGCGUGGAAGCUGAGAGUGGCUGAGGUAGCAGUUAUGGUUUUAAUCCCGUUUUUAAUCUCAAAAUGUCGAUUAGCGUGUUAUCUCAGGACAGUAGAUCUUCAGAAAAUAAUAGGCAGUUUUCUCAGACUAAUCGGACAAUAACAGUCUGUUUUCUUAGAAUAAACUUUGGAUGAAUCACAACAAAUAAAUACAUUAUAAUAAUAAUGAAUUCGUACUCUCCAUAUAAUAUAUUGUAAUCCAGGUCUAAUCUGCACAUCUGAAACAGUGUUCAGUUAAAAAUAAGAACCUCUUUUAAGCUGUAUAGUUUGUUUGAAUGGCGAUACCACAGCAAAGGUACUUUUUGUUUUCUUGAAAUAAUUCAUUUUGUGUUGAAUUAUUACAAUAAAACUUUUUAUCAUGAGAUAGAGGUAAAUUUAAAUGGUUACAACCACAUCCACCCAUCCACCCUCAGCUUCUGUAGUUUUGGUCUGCACCAGCUUCUACAAAUCUCUCUGCCUUUGUUCAGUGCUGGACUUUCCUCACCAGCUACUAAGUUAUGGUACUGUAACUUUGUCAUCUGUCUGCCUGGCUGAGAACAGCCAAAGCUCUACUGUAAAACAAUUGUCUAAAAACGGCCGAAAACUUCUCAAAACAGUGGAUUUGGUUGAUUGUUUUCUGACCCCUUUCAGAACAUUUGAUUCAGUUUUAUUUGAACAGUAUUAACUGAUGCAGUUUUAAAGUCUGAACUAUGACCCACCAUUAAUUGACACUUGAAAUUCGUUUACAUGUGUAGCUAAUGUUUUCAUGUCUGUGAAACAACAAACAAUUGUACAAGAGUGUGAUGUGCUGCAUAAUUUUGUUCAUGAUGAUAAAUUAAAGUCGUUAGUACACAAAAUGCACCAUGGCAUGGCUCUAUAGAUGGCAAACUAUUGGUUGGAUAGACAUGAAAACUUGUUCAUAAUCUCCUGAGGAUGAAUCCUCAUGACUUCGGUCAUGCUCUGACAUUUCCUCUAGCGCUACCAUGAGGUUUAAAUAUUUUAGUUUUUAAACAUCUGAACAACUGUCAGAGCUAUGCACAUUAAAUUUGGUACAUGUAUUCAUGUCCCCUACCGGAUCAACUGUCCACUGUGGCGAGCCCUUGACGCUAUCUCUAACACCAUCUUCUGGUAAACAUUUUACUUUGGCUUAUGACUAAAUAUCUGCAAAAAUAAUGAUUCUGAAUUUGUGUUUAGUGCUAAUUAGCAAAUGUUAGCAUGCUAAUACAUUAAGAUGCUGAACAUGCUAGCUAGCAUGAUUGUAUUGUAUUGUAUUUUUGGAGUUAGUACAUA